CUCAUGAAACCGAUGCAACCACCAAGACGAGACCGGGAUUAUUGAGACCACAUUGCAGCUGGCUGCUUCAUCAAUUGUUUUGUCUUUAUCUUCUGCUGACGAAUUCCUCAUCAUGAGUGCAUCAUGAUCACAUCAUCACUCCUUCAUUGAUUGCACCUUGACGUUCAUUCAUGACCACACAUUGAUAUCGGACACUCUCAUACUCACAUCAUGCCCCCAAAAGCAACAAAAAGGGGCAAAGCCUCCAAGGCCACCACCCCCAAAGAAACAACAGCAACAACAACAGCAACAUCCGCCUCCGACUUCCUCACCAAAUCCAAAGAAGCCUACGAGCAAGAACUCAAAGACCUCGCCAAAAAGGCCCGCACGCAAAAGGGUUACUGGGCCGGCCAACUCGCCAUCUACAUCCACUCCAUCAUCCUGCUCGGCCUCAUCGCCAUCGCCUCCAACGUCUCGCAGCUCGUGCUCUCGCCCGUCUACGGCUCCAUCCCCGCGUCGAUAUGGCACUCCAAGCUGGUCAUGGCCGCCUGCUUCACGGGUUGGGCGUCCAACAUCUUCUUGGAUCGCGCUCUGCCCAUUGAGCCUGUUGAGCUGCUGCCUCUGAUCGCUAUUUACAUCCCGCCUGUUCAGUAUUUGCUGUUCCGGGCGAGCGGGUAUCUGGGUGCUUACUAUGGGCCGUUGGUCACGGAGUUGUUGACGCUGUUCCCGUUGAUCACCAUCUCCUCGGCGUGUGUUGCGACGAACUUGGAGUAUGCCGACUUUGGACCGGUGCCCAAGUUCAUUGCUGAUGCUGUGCCUGGUCUUGGGUCCUUCGGCUUUUUCAAGUUCGCGGAAAAGAUGAGCGGUAACUUCAUUGCGCAGAAUAUCGGCAAGAAUUUCUACAUGACUAGGAUUGGACUGGAGGGUUUGCUGGCUGCUUCGUACACCACCAUUGCGCCGUCCAAGUUCUUGCUGUUUGGGUUGCCCGCGUUGUUGCACACUACGCUUUUGAACCCGCAUCUGCCGUCGCCUAUGGCGCUUUCUCGGUUGAACAGUGGGUUGGAAAAGGAGGGAUGGCUGGUGCUGGACCGCCGGGAUUCUAUCACGGGUUAUGUCUCGGUGGUGGACAGUUUGAAUGAUGGGUUCAGGGUGUUGAGAUGCGAUCACAGUCUGCUUGGUGGCGAGUGGGUGAAGUUCAAGGAUACCGGACGGUUCAAGGGAAAUCAGGUCGCUGAGCCUAUUUAUGGCGUAUUUGCCAUGUUGGAAGCUGUGAGGUUGGUCGAGGUACCUAACCCGGUUCCCGACAACGAAGCCAAGGCGCUCGUUAUCGGCCUCGGCAUCGGCACCACACCCGCCGCCCUCGUCGCCCACGGCAUCAACACCACCGUCGUCGAAAUCGAUCCCGUCGUCCACGAGUUCGCCACCAAGUACUUCCAGCUUCCGUCCAACCACACCGCUGUGAUCGAAGACGCCGUCAGCUACACCGAUCGCCUCGUCAACGAGACUCAGGGAGUCGGUCAAUUCGACUACAUCAUCCACGAUGUCUUCACCGGCGGUGCUGAGCCCGUCGCCCUAUUCACCUACGAGUUCCUCCAGAACUUGAACUCACUUCUCAAGCCGGACGGUGUCGUCGCCAUUAACUACGCCGGCGACUUCUCCCUCCCCCCACCCCUCCUCAUAACCAACACAAUCCGCUCCGUCUUCGGCCCUUCCUGUCGCAUCUUCCGCGAGCAUCCUCGCGACGAAGCCCAAGCCGCCGCGCACAACGGCCGUGAUUUCACGAACAUGGUCAUCUUCUGCACCAAGUCUUCUACUCAAGAAAUCACCUUCCGCAACCCUACCUCUCGCGAUUUGCUCAACAGCCCCAGCCGCGAAGCGUUCUUGCUGCCCAAGUGGGAGGUCACGGAGGAGGAUCUCCUGAGGGGUGUCAAUGGGAGUGUGGAGGAGGCGGAGAAGUUGGGUGUGUUGAGGAGGAAUGAUACGAGUGCGCUGGAGAAGUGGCAGGAGGGAAGCGCGUUGGGACAUUGGGAGAUUAUGAGGGGGGUGCUGCCGGAGGUUGUGUGGGUUAAUUGGUAGAUGUUUCUGUUCGAGUGAGGGGUGAGGAAGAAGGGAUCUGGGAUGAGUGUGAAAGGGCAGAGAAAAAGGAAUGUGUUGGUAGAUUUGUCAUUUUUUGUAGAAAUCGUGUCGUGAUUGCGCAAUUGAGGGCUUUCCUGUUGAUAUUUGCCUUCCUUUCUGUCUUUCAACUGUUGGAUAUCGUGCGAACCCUGUGGUUCACCAUCACUUUCCCCCGUCGUUGCGGUUUUGUGACUUCCAGGUUCCCUCAUAAGCAGCCUACCUGGAAAAGACAAG
Molecule: messenger RNA, 2328 nt
Organism: Neurospora tetraspora
Lineage: Eukaryota; Fungi; Ascomycota; Sordariomycetes; Sordariales; Sordariaceae
Product: S-adenosyl-L-methionine-dependent methyltransferase
Exons: 3
Coding region: 211-2055 (614 amino acids)
Biological process (GO): polyamine biosynthetic process
Source: RefSeq, a predicted model, not a curated record